UCUCUAUUCUAGGAUAUUGAAGUCUUCAGUAAUUCGCAUGUCAACUAAGCACUCUAAACACUGCUGAUCAUCUCAUUCUAGAAUCAUCAGCUAUACCGUAGCUUGUCUCGUGCCCAGAGCAAAUGCAUGUGAUCACGCUUUGACGAACUGAGAAUCACAUUAGGCGAUAUUCAAUCCCCGAACAAUUAUAUCAGAUGGCUAGAAGUCCGAACGACCCUGAGAGCGAGUCCGAGAGCCGUGAACAAUUCACAGGGAAUUUUGUGGUGUUAUCGAGACUGGGAAGAAAAGCAAGAUAUGACUCUACACGCAUAUGUAAGCCAAGGGGCUAUAUAAACAACAGCUGACGCUCGAUUCCCUUACCCCAAGAUGCUUAUUGCAGUAUUGUUCUUUUUCGCCUAUCCCAGCAGGUGGAGCGGGAUUUCUGUAGCUCUCGCACGGUCGAGUAGUACAGGAACAAGCUCUACGACGGUAGUAUCUACCACCACUGGUACACUGAGUUCCGCAGGUGCCACGACCACAGCUAGCUUUCCUUCGAUCGGAUCAAUUCCUCGCGACUACACGCCGGAAGGGUUGGAACAACUAUGGGACAUCAUCGGACCUGUCGAGCCACCUCCGUUUACCACUACUCGUGUCCCUAGCGCAACGGUUACACUACCACCGUCUCCCCCUCCUUUGUAUCCGUCCUUCUAUGCUCCUACACCAAAAGAUAUAUUGCCAGACUUGAAAUUCACAAAAGGUUUCAAAUACGGAGUCGCCACUGCCGCGUACCAAGUCGAAGGAGCUACAAAGAAUGAGGGCAAGGGUCCGAUUAUGUGGGACUGGGCUUCCAGACAGCCAAAUGGUGUAUUCGAUAAUUCCACUGGUGACAUUGUUGACCUUCACUACUUCCUGUACAAAAAAGACAUCGAACGUGUUGUCGCUCUUGGUGUCACUGCACAUUCUUUCUCCAUCUCAUGGGCGAGGAUUUACCCGUUUGGCGCUGCUGAUUCUCCUGUUAACACGGCUGGGAUUGGUCACUACUCUGAUGUUAUCGAUUACCAUUGGGCUCAAGGCGUGGAGCCUGUUGUAACACUAUUCCAUUGGGAUACACCUCUAGCCCUUCAGGCCUACUACGGAGGUUUCACGUCGCCUAAAAUAGUCGACGACUUUGUAAAACAGGUAUUCAAGGCAUACAACGGUCGUGUUAAAACUUGGUAUACUUUCAAUGAACCGAGGACUUAUUGUGGUCAAGUCGCAUCCUAUCCUUUCAAUUUCACGCUUGCCCCUGGUGUAAAUUCAUCCACUGCUCCUUAUCAAUGCGUAUACAAUCUACUCAAGGCUCAUGCAGGAGCUGUCAAGGCAUUCCGCGAAAUGAACAUAACAGGAGAGAUCGCUUUCAAGAACAACGAUUACAUAGGGACGCCCUGGAGAAGCAAUACCACUGAGGACGCUCUUGCCGUCGAACGCCAUGCAGCAUUCGAAAUAGGUCUUUUCUCAACCCCCGUAUACACAACAGGUGAUUGGCCCGACAUUGUCAAGGACACUCUCCCCGCGGAGUAUCUCCCCCGCUUCACCGAUGAGGAAAAGAGCGAUAUCCUCGGCUCCGCAGAUUUCUUUGCCAUUGACCCUUACUUCUCGCUAUGGAUAAAGGCUCCAGAAGGAGGAAUCGACGCGUGUGUGGCAAACACUUCCCAUCCCUUGUGGCCCGUAUGUAAUGAACCUGCAUACUUUGACUCGGAUUACGGCUGGGCUGCAGGUCCCGUUGCUGACCCAGUGGCCCUUCUCCAAGCAACACCGGUUGCCAUUCGUGCUUUGCUGAAGGAAGUCCACUCUCGAUGGCCGAGUAAUAAAUUGUAUGUCUCCGAGUUCGGCUCCAUAGAACCUUUCGCCUAUGCGAAUGCAGAUAUCUCGCAAAUAAAGGAGGACGUGGGCCGAACGAACUUUCUCCUCACGUACCUCGGUGAAAUGUUGUUAUCCAUACACAAAGACAACGUCCCGAUACAGGGUGCUUUCACUUGGUCAAUGCUUGAUAAUGCAGAAUGGAUGGUUGGAACAUCCAUAAGAUAUGGUAUUCAGCACGUCGAUUACGCGACACUGGAGCGAACCUACAAGCGUUCAGCGCUAUCUUUGGCGGAAUUCUUUGGCUCACAUCUUCAAGACUGA
Desarmillaria tabescens is the source of this 2142-nucleotide messenger RNA. Its product is annotated as glycoside hydrolase superfamily. NCBI's taxonomy places the organism in Eukaryota, Fungi, Basidiomycota, Agaricomycetes, Agaricales, Physalacriaceae. The coding region runs from base 367 to 2142 and encodes 591 amino acids. Gene Ontology annotation, biological process: carbohydrate metabolic process. The record is from RefSeq and is a predicted model, not a curated record. Gene Ontology annotation, molecular function: beta-glucosidase activity. The transcript is spliced from 17 exons.